AUGGCAUCUGUGUUUACAUAUGAUCCCGAUCCUCCGAGGGUAUCUUCGCCAUGGUCAGCAUCAGGGUCGUCAACCCCACAGCUUGCCGCAGUUGGUCCUCGAGGAGUCGUAACAAGAAGUCGAACGGCCUCUAGUCUGGGAGAGAAUGAGCCAGGCUACUUAUCUGAUUAUGGAAUCACGAAACUGGAGCCCGAACCUCAGGAAGGCCCUACUGAAUAUAAGUUGCAUCUUCUUCUACGGCCGCGCAGACUGUUCUCGUCAAUAUCCACAGGCCGUCUCGUUGGGGGUUCAUACCACUCAAAGUCGAGCUUCCCGGCCUUGUCACACGGGAUAUCUGAGAUGAGUCCAAGAUUUCCGCAGAGUCCUUCGGACCAGAGUCGACAACAGCGGUUACAGCAACUCACGACGCAGUUGUUAUGGCGUUUACAACAGUCUUCACCCUUUCACUCGUCUUCUACCGCCAAUCUGGUAUUACCAGUGCUUCCUGAGGCGACCCCAAGACUAGGUGUUCCUGCAAAGCCUGCUCGCCUGCUACCAGGUCUCGAAGAAAGCCAGGGAGCCCUUUACGAAAUUGGCGUUGCUGACGAUGGCACGUUUGUCGGUCUUACCGAAGAUGAACUCGAAGAAAGUAUGAGCAACCUUCAGGCAAUGGCAACUAGUCUUGGAUGCAAAGUGGAAGUUCUGCGAAAAGUGGUUGUAGGAAACUGUGAAUGGACCGAGGAUCUUCACCUUGAAAGUUCAGGGACGCCCAAGACCCACAGUGAGAAUCUCUGGGUUGCGGAGGCUCUAGUCAGUCCAGAUAUUGAUUAUUAUCGGUCCUCUAUGCCAAUGGGCCCAUCUGAGGCUAACAAUGGCUUGGAUACUGCACUAUCUGAGACGACCGACGGAGCUACAGCGCAAGAGGAUAGUUCACGCACUGAACAGAUUCGUGUGUCCAUAACAGGGCCAAGCGGAGCAGGAAAAUCUUCACUUUUGGGAACUCUCACCACAUCAGCCCUGGACAAUGGACGGGGGAAAAGUAGACUUAGUCUCCUAAAACAUCGUCAUGAAAUAUCCUCUGGUGUCACGAGCUCCGUGGCCCAGGAACUGAUCGGAUAUGGGCCGAAGGACCCCGAGUCCCGAGAGGAAAUCGAAGUGAUAAACUAUGCUUCUCCAAAUACUACUGCGUGGAACGAUAUUCACGUGGCCGCUGAUGGCGGGCGUCUUGCUUUCGUUUCGGAUCUUCCUGGCCUGACGCGGUACAUCAAAUCAACCGUCCGUGGACUGAUGAGCUGGGCUCCUCAUUAUGUCCUAUUAUGUGUUCCAGCAAACUGCUGUGAAGAUAAAAAGCCGGAAUUGUCACCGCCUAGCCUAGAACAGGCCCCGGAAAUCGACAUCUGCUUGUCGUAUUUGGAGCUCUGUGUCAAACUCGAAGUCCCAAUCCUGCUCGCAAUUACGAAAUUGGAUAAGGCGUCUCGCUCGGGCCUAAGGCAAACUCUUACGAAAGUAUUAUCUGCACUUAAGACAGCAGGUAAAAAGCCACAUAUGCUGCCAGUCCCUAAGGAAACCGACAAGGCUUCCAAUUUGCAGCGUAUUUCUCCACUGGAUAGUGAAGAAGCUAUGAAAACUGUUGCAGCCGCUGAUGGUGACUGGUCCCAAACGGUGCCCAUCAUACUUACCAGUGCUGUUGAUGGCUCCGGAAUCGGGAAGUUACAUGCGCUCCUAGAGCAUCUUCCGAUACCUCGCAGACCUCCGUCUCGUACAAUCCAGUUACCCGGUGAUGGACACUCAUAUGCUACUACUCCAGAUGAUCUUUUCGACAUCGAUGAGGUGUUUGCAAUACCACCAUCCAAAGUCUAUUCGGCCGCGGCGGAGAACGAACAGAAGGUCAAUCGUGGGGUUGUCCUCUGCGGCCUUAUGCGUCAUGGAACCAUCUCUGUCGGGGAUGAGUUGCUCGUAGGACCGUUCCCAGUCGACCCGCGAACAGACGAUGGUGUCUCUAGCAAUGUGCAACGGAAUCAGUCAUAUGCCAAUUCUGGUCCCACCGGCUACAGUUCACCACACUCACUACCUACUACUGGCCGAAUAUCCGGUCAGCUUUCUACGUCAUAUGGCCAGACUUUAUCCACAGGUAGAUCACAUUUGCACUUUCAUGGCGAGUGGCAGAGGGUGCGCAUCGUGAGCGUUAGGAACCUGCGGUUUCCAGUACGGACCCUUCUAGAGGACCAGGUCGGUACGAUCGGUGUGGAGCCAGUUUGUUCGACUCCUAACAAGGAACCUCUACAACUUGAAAGGGCUGGGAAAGGCAUGAUACUCGCACGUAUACCAAGUCCGCAGCAGGGUGAUGCUUCGUCAAUAUCGACAUCGCUCCCAUUCCAUGUUGGCUUCAUCGCUAGUUUUCCGGCCAGCGAUUUCUCUUCUGCUCUGUCUCCGCCCCUGGUUCUUGGUGGGACUGUGAAAAUAUAUACAUGUAACAUCCGUGCCACGGCCAAAGUGACCUGCGUCGCAUUGGCGGAUCAGGAGACCAUCUCAGCUCCUCCCUCACCUAGCGAGCCUGGUUUCUUCAGCUUCGAUGGCGACGAUAUGGAUAGAGACUCUAGCCAUACCACGCCGCAUGGAAUAGGGGUGGGACCCAACGAGGCUUCCGAGACAUCUGAUGCCUCGAAAAAAGAACGCAUCAAUAUCACGUUUGCCUUUGUAUCCUCCAUCGAAUGGCUCGAAAUUGGCUCCCAAGUACUGGUUAUGCCAGGCAUUUCAGCAGGCGCCUCUGAGCCCGAUCGACCAACAUCUCUGACUGGUCUUGAGGGCUUCGUAGGGAGGAUAUCAGAGGUUUUAGGAGGCGAAACUGCGCAUCCAAGCUAG
Paecilomyces variotii is the source of this 2841-nucleotide messenger RNA. RefSeq lists its product as hypothetical. The record is from RefSeq and is a predicted model, not a curated record. NCBI's taxonomy places the organism in Eukaryota, Fungi, Ascomycota, Eurotiomycetes, Eurotiales, Thermoascaceae. Gene Ontology annotation, molecular function: translation elongation factor activity; GTPase activity; GTP binding. Gene Ontology annotation, biological process: translational elongation. The transcript has a single exon. Bases 1 to 2841 code for a protein of 946 amino acids.